AUGUCCAAUUUCACCAGUGCGACAGAAUUUCUGCUCAUGGGGUUUUCUGACAUCCGAGAACUCCAGAUCUUGUAUUCUUUCCUUUUGUUUCUCAUCUACUCUGCAGGCCUGAUGGGGAAUCUCCUCAUUGUCAUCAUCACAACCAUUGACAGGAGACUCCACACUCCCAUGUACUUUUUCCUGAGGAAUCUGUCCAUGGUGGAUGCCUGCUACCUCUCAAUAACUGCUCCUCAAGCAUCUGUUAACUCUCUGGUGAACAACAGGGUCAUUUCAGUUACAGGCUGUGCAGCUCAGGUAUUCCUAGUGGUUUUCAUGGGAUAUGUAGAGUUUAUUUUGCUCACCAUCAUGGCUUGUGACCGUUAUGUGGCCAUCUGCCACCCUCUCCACUACCCAGUGAUCAUGAGUCCCCGAGUCUGCCUGCAGAUGACCUUAACCUGCUUGUUGACUGGCCUCAUAUAUGCAGUUUUCCACACCAGUUACACGUUUCGCUUGUCCUUCUGCCAAUCCAAUUUGGUCCAUCAGUUCUUCUGUGACAUCCCCUCUCUCCUAAGGAUCUCCUGCUCAGACACUUUUAGCAAUAAGUUAUCCCUUAUUGUUUCUGAACUGAUCAUUGGCACUGGCUGUUAUGGCUUCAUCACUGCAUCUUACAUUCGUAUAUUUUCCACCGUGCUCAAGUUUCCAGUGAAAGAAGACCAGAAAAAAGCCUUCUCGACCUGCAUCCCCCACAUCACUGUGGUUUCUUUAUUUGUGAUUUCAGGUGCUUAUGUAUAUUCCCAACCAUCUUCAGAUUCUAUGUCUUUUAAGAAUAUAAUUAUUUCUGUAUUUUAUACAAUAAUACCACCCUUUCUCAACCCCAUUAUAUAUAGUCUACGGAAUAAACAGAUACAGGAUGCAAUGGGAAUAUUAAUGAAGAGAAACAUUUUCAUUAAGAAAUAAAGCAUAAAUGGUAGUUCCUUCUCAGUGUUUUUCAACCUAGUUGAUUCAUUAAGAAAAAAAAAACUCAUGUGAACAUGUAUUUUUUGAUGUUUUUGUUGUUUUGUGGUUUGCUAUUUGUGUUGGUGGUUACAAAUGAAUGAGUAUUCAAAAUUUUUAAAAAUUCUUUAGAAUUGACUUCACUGUCAUUGAUAUCAGCAGAAUUAUUAUCAUUUGGAGCAUAUUCGAGGCUUCCAGGUAAUGUAAUUUUCUUAGUCUAAAACCUUUGCUUGCACUGCUUAUGAUAUAUAAAUAUGGCCAAGAUGACUCAGUGUUUUUUUAGGUACCUUUGGCAAAAUUUUAGCCCAAAAUAUCAGAAUAAAAUCAAAGGGAAAAUUGAAAGCUCUCUUAUUUUUCCUUGGACUUAGAGAAAAUGAUGGUAUGAUCAACAGAAAGCAGAAAGGCAUCAUCUAUUUCAGUGACAAAAUUAGUCAAGUAUGUGUUUUAUUGAGCUUCAAGGUCCAAUGGAUUUUCAUCAUCUAGUGACCUAAAAAUGACAUGUGUAAUCAAGAGCUGAAAAACUGAAAGAAUAACAUAAAGUUUUCUGUUCUUGGCUAAUUGAAGCAGCAGAAUAGCCCAAAGAAAUGACUUCCUUUUUAAAAAUACCAUUAUAAUUUACCAUAUCACACAAAUGAGUAAUUCCUACUUGUAUUAGAUGGAUCAUAUGAAGUAUUUUCUCUCAUCACUAAAAUGUCCUCAUCUGUUGGAGUUUAUUCAUCAAGAAUUAUGGCUAUAAAUGGCAUAAAAUCAAAUAUGUUUCUCAGUUGAAUCCUUGUAUUUUGGUCAACAUAUUUUACUGUACAUGAAGAAUUAUCUUCCGUGGAAUCAUAAUUUUUCUGGAUAUGGGUUUUAUGAGUUGCCAUAUUCUCUAUAUUUCAAUUCUUUAAAAGUGAGAAUGUUUAUUGCUGUGAAUAUUAGAGACAUAAUGUGAUCUGAGCACAUUUGGGGAAACUCUCAGUAAGAGGUAAAUUUACUAACCCAGCUAAUUACUUAUUCACAUAGUUGACAUAAAUAUUUCACUGUAUCUCUAGAUAUUCUUUGGUCUACAUCAUCAUUUAAAACUGAGCAACUGAGUCCUAUACAAUCUAUCAUUCAUUAAAUAUCUAGCUGGUAAUUUUUAUUGCUAAAAAACAAUCUUUUUCCUGGAAUCUGGAAAAAUACUUGGAUAAAAAAGUUAAUAUUACCUUUAAAUCAAACAAACAAUAUAUAGCAGGUAAAGAUGUUACUUUCUUGACUCUCUUGUCCUUAACUGAAAAUAUUCUAAUAACAAUAUUCAUCAUCCUAUUGUAUCCCUACAAUUAAUUUUUAAGAUGAAUUCUCUGACAGGAGUGUGUGUGUGUCAUUUUCUCAAUAGGUAUUAAUAUUUUCGUAUGAACAUCAUAUUAAUUUUAUUUCAUUCCAGUAUUUUCUCUGUAGUGUAGAAAAAAUGAGUUGAAAAUGGAAACUUCCUCACAUCCCUGAGAUAUCUGUGAUUUCUCUUCAGUUCAAAUUCAGGGACCAAAAACUUGAAGUCAAGUUGAUUAUUAUGGAAGGAACUAAAUAUAACAAUAUAACAGGGUAGAAAGAGCUAAAAUGGAACAAUUAUCUCAUAAAAAAGAUAGGAGAGGAACAAAUGUCACAGAGAAGGUGAGGAAAUGGUGGACUGCAGGUAGCACUAGAACCUAUUUUAAUCAGAUCUGGGUUAAAGAGGGAACAAUAAUAUGAGAGGGGUAAUCAUCUUUUAGUGUAUAGAGCAAUGGGAGGUUGAGGAACGUAGUGAUGUUUGAGAUGCGAAAAGGUGGCAUCCCUCUGUGCUAUGACCGCUAUCAUAAAAAAAAAAAAAAA
This is a messenger RNA of Monodelphis domestica (gray short-tailed opossum), 2796 nucleotides long. RefSeq names its product olfactory receptor 14C36-like. Gene Ontology annotation, biological process: G protein-coupled receptor signaling pathway. Gene Ontology annotation, cellular component: membrane. Gene Ontology annotation, molecular function: G protein-coupled receptor activity; olfactory receptor activity. The record is from RefSeq and is a predicted model, not a curated record. Lineage: Eukaryota; Metazoa; Chordata; Mammalia; Didelphimorphia; Didelphidae.